Messenger RNA from Scophthalmus maximus (turbot), 4144 nucleotides. RefSeq names its product lysine-specific demethylase 9. The coding region runs from base 93 to 2501 and encodes 802 amino acids. The transcript has 7 exons. Gene Ontology annotation, cellular component: nucleus. NCBI's taxonomy places the organism in Eukaryota, Metazoa, Chordata, Actinopteri, Pleuronectiformes, Scophthalmidae. The record is from RefSeq and is a predicted model, not a curated record.
GCAGGAGGACUACAAUCUGCCGGGGGGAGGGGAGGGACCUGCGCGGUGCGCGUCCCGGCUGCGAGACCUUUAAAUGUAGUGUACGUGCAAAGAUGGCAGCGGACCUGCUGCGAGCCAAAGUGGGAGAGGAGAAGGUGAGAGACGGUCUCCAUCGCUUCACCAAAGAGAGGAACAACAACAACAAGGAGGAGGAGGAGGGGGGGCGGCGGCGCGACCUGUCGCCGGCCAUGGACCACCGGAGGCGGCGGUGUGACACGGUGAAGCUCCAUCACCUGCAGCUGCAACGCGCCGCGCACCGGAGCCUCCAGGCGCGUCAGCUGCCGCGACACCCCGGAGCGCACAACUUCACCGCGGACAAGCCUCGUCUCCUGCACCACCACCACCACCACCUCAGCCUCACCAACGGUGCGAAGAGGAGCCUGCAGCCUCCUCCUCCUCCUCCUCCUCCUCCUGCUGCGGCUGGUCCCCGGCGGCAGGCACCGGAGCAGCCGCAGCAGAAGAAGCGAGCGCCGCCCGCCGCCGCGCCGCCGCCUGCGCUCUUCACUUUCCCGCGUCUCCAAGUGUCCGAGGCCAAAACGCGGGACGUCGACGACGCGCGCCGGGACAAAGAGCCGCGGCUGAAGCCCAAGAAGGAGAACGCGGAGGGCGACGCGAAAGAGCGCGCGGAGCUGCAGAACAAGAAGAAGAAGAAGAACAAGGAGCCGAGGCCUCACAAUGAGAACAUCGAGUCCCUGACACUGCAGGAAUAUCUCCUGAAGAAGAAGAAGAGGAAGAAGAGGAGGAAGGAGCAGCAGCAGCAGCAGCAGCAGGAGCAGCAGCAGCAGCAUUGCGAGGAUGAGCACCGCGUCAAGAAGGUGCGACACACGCACAACAAAGCCGUUCAGACUGUGUGUGCGGGGCCGGGGGCAGACCUGCCUCCUCGCACCGACGCGACCCUCCCGGGCGCGGUGAAGCGCGCGGGCGACCGGCAGCCGAGCAGAGACACGAUCGACAGCCACCGACCCUACCUCCAGGCUCUCAAACUGGGACACGUCCCCUUCCUCUCCCACCAAGACCACCACAUCCGCAGCUCCUGCCUCCAGACGGGCACCUGGUACGGACGCCUCAUGCACGAGGAGAGGCAGGCCAACGGCGGGGGAGCGGUGCUGCACGCCUACGCUGACGAGUUGGCCUGUUUGAGUCCCGCUGAGACGGAGUGCUUUGCCCAGGAGUUCCUGGAGUUGGCCUUUGCCGAGAAGUCGCGAGGCGCGGCCACGUACGCCCUGGCGGUGGUGCACAGGGCGGCCGCCUACCUGCCGGACUUCCUGGACUACUUCGCCUUCAACUUCCCCAACACGCCCGUCAAAAUGGAGAUACUGGGCAAGAAAGACAUCGAGACCACAACUAUCGCCAACUUUCACGCUCAGGUGAACCGGACUUACUGUUCAGGGACGUAUCGGGCCGGGCCCAUGAGGCAGAUCAGCCUGGUGGGAGCUGUGGACGAGGAAGUGGGAGACUAUUUCCCAGAGUUCCUCGACAUGUUGGAGGAAUCGCCCUUUCUCAAGAUGACCCUGCCGUGGGGAAGCCUCUCCGGCCUGAGGCUGGACUGCCGCUCUCAGAGCGACGACGGGCCCAUCAUGUGGGUGCGACCCGGAGAGCAGAUGGUGCCCACCGCCGACGUGCCCAAGUCUCCGUUCAAACGCCGCAGGUCCAUGAAUGAGAUCAAAAACCUGCACUAUCUGCCGAGGGCCAGUGAGCCCAGGGAGGUCCUGUUCGAGGACCGGACCAAGGCCCACGCCGACCACGUGGGUCAGAGUUUCGACUGGCAGAGCACCGCGGCUGUCGGGGUCCUGAAGGCGGUGCACUUUGGAGAGUGGAAUAGCCGACCGCGGACAACCAAAGACGUGGUGUGUUUCCACGCCGGUGACUUCAACGACGUCGUCCAGAGGCUGCAGCUGGAUCUGUAUGAGCCGCCGGUGUCUCAGUGUGUCCAGUGGGUGGACGACGCCAAGCUCAACCAGCUGCGCAGGGAAGGCAUCCGCUACGUCCGCGUCCAGCUCUGCGACGACGACAUCUACUUCAUCCCGAGGAACGUCAUCCACCAGUUCAAGACGGUGUCGGCGGUCUGCAGCCUGGCCUGGCACAUCCGUCUCAAACAGUACCAGCCGGACGACGAGGUCAGCGAGGAGGAGCGGCGCAGCGGGCUCAGCCCCACCUCAGGCCGAGUCUCCCUUUCCUCCCCUGCCAGGCCCGAUGCCACCGCAACGCCCCGCGCAAGACCCCAGGGGGGCGACGGCAUCCAGGGAGGGGUGGCUAAGGCCGAGGAACCAGAGUUCCAGAGGCCAACGACGCCGCCCCGGGAGCCCCAGGCGGCUCCACCACAGCCCACCCAGUCUGAUCACUUGCCCCGGACACACCGGGAUCCCCACUUUCCCUCGGCAGCAGUCCCCUCUGGCUGUAAACCCUCAAAACAGCCCGCGCUUCCAAAAGGCCUUGGCCACACUGCCGAGUUCCCUGAGUGAUCGAUCCCCUGCGCGGACCCCUCCUCUGUGUGGAGGAUGUGAAGACUCAAACUGAUGAGGAAGCCUUUCAACUCAAACUAUUCUUCACACGUUUUUUUAAAACCCUCAAAUGUCGGUUGAAAUGUCCCCUGCGCUCUUUUGAUGCGAUGACACACCUCUCUCAUUUUCACGUGUCCGCACUGAACUGGAACAUGUCUGCUUCCUCGGUGAGCUGGCGUGCAUUGUGUACAGAAUCGUCGUACUGCGUCAGUGUGUCGACUCGACUGUUCGGAUUCCGCGGCCAUUGAUCGGCCUUUGCAAUUUGAAUCCAAAGCCUGGCACAUGAUUGGAAUUAGUGGAUUCUGGCCUCGGCCAGAAAAGAAAGUCUUUUAUUUUGAAAGACAAACAUUUUGAAGGGGAGACAUUUUUCCUUUUAUUUUGAAACGAAAGCGACACACAAUUGACUCCUCAUGCAACGAGCACUUUUUUUUUUCUUUUUUUUUCCAGCUUUAUAAUUCGCAGUAACACGCACGCCGCUCUUUAUUCAAACGCCAUUUUAUACCAUUUUUCUUACUGUUGUUAAUUAUUUUAUUUAUUUUUCCGAAGACUGAACGCAUGUUGGUGACCAGUGGUGAAAGUCUCAGAUGAAACGAUGGCAAUCGACGUACAGAGCAGCUGUCUGGAUCUUUUCGUCCGGUCGUGGAGUUAGGUUGGUAAAUUAUUUUUUUAUCGUCCUCGCUGGGGACAUGUGAACGCCGUCCGCGCACCUCCCUCACUUCAUUAAUCACACUGUUUUAGUUUGAACUGGUAAUGUCACUAUAGUUUGACGAAAGGUCACCGAGGUCGUAUCCGCUCCUCUGAGUGUACCUCAGUGGUAUUAAGUUUUCUUUCUCUGACAGGCCUUAUAGGAACUUCUUACAGGAUGUAGGCCUCCCACGACUUCUGUCCUAAAAUCUUUAAACUUAAACUUUUUAAAGUUAACUGAGUUCACCGAAUGAUUUGAAUUGAAAAGUGCACAGUGCUGCUGAGCCUCGGGGAGGCGUUCGUCCCGUACUCUUUUUAAAAUGAGUGCUGUAAAGGAAGCGGUGACGUCGUGAUCCUGCCACUGACUCCGUCUUUAGUGCCUUGUACUGUAAAGGAUGAGCCUCAUUUUUAAAAACUGAGAGGUCUGUUCGCUGGUGAGCAGGAUGCAAAAGAGAAAAAGACCGGCAGCCUCAGUGUGUCAUGCUUUUAUUUAAUUUAUUUAAAUAGUCACAUGAUGCUUUUUUGUCUUCUACAUCUGCUCGUCACACGGAAGCAUCGAAUCGCCGCAUCAUCAUGUUGCUGUAGAUUAGAUCUGAGUCCGGAAGCCGCUAGAUUAUUUUUAAUUUGUCAGAAAUAUGUUUGACUCGCUGAAUCAAUGUAGGAAAUAAAUUGACGGUUCAAAUACUGUCACAUCGGCCUUUUGUCAUUUGUCGUGCUGCUCUGUGUUUUACACCAGCGACUGCAGCUAAUUCCUGUUUGUACCACUGGGCCAUUUUUAAAUCAUAUCUGUCAGUUACCGCAAUGGGAUCUAAUGUGAUUCAGUCUAAAGAGGGAAAAAAAGAAACAAUGAGAAAUUGAGAAUGCCUUGACUUUCUAUAUAUUUAUAUUAUUUUUUUAAUAAAUACUUUUGUGUGUAACCA